AUGGCACGUUCCAAGUUUGUUUCCCUAUUCAAAAGUUCACCUCUCUACGACUUUCUGAUUCCGUUUCAGAGAGCACAGAACCAAUGGGUUGCCAGAUACAUCAUCAUUGUGUUUGCGAUAAUUGUUCGUUGUGCUGUUGGGCUGGGGCCUUACUCUGGACAAGCCAGUCCACCAAUGUACGGUGAUUUCGAGGCACAGCGUCACUGGAUGGAGAUCACAAAACACCUUCCGAUGAAGGAAUGGUACUUCUACGAUCUACAGUACUGGGGACUCGAUUACCCUCCGUUGACCGCGUUCCAUUCGUGGAUAUUGGGCGAGCUAGGCUCUUUGACGGACUACUCGUGGUUUGCUCUUGACUUGUCCCGAGGAAUCGAAACCAACGACCUCAAAUCAUACAUGAGGAUCACCGUUCUUGUCAGUGAGCUGAUGGUGUAUAUUCCAGCGGUUUUGAUGUACACCAGAUGGAUGGGCAGAAACUACAACAAAGCUUCUCCAAUUGAUCAAACCAUCAUCGCAGCUGCAAUCAUUUACCAACCAUCGUUGAUCGUGAUAGACCACGGACACUUUCAAUACAACUGUGUCAUGCUGGGACUGUCGCUGUUGGCAGUUGUCAAUCUUUUGGAGGAUAACUACGCGUUGGCCUCUAUCUUCUUUGUGCUUUCGCUAAGCUUUAAACAGAUGGCUCUAUACUACGCUCCCAUCUUCUUCUUCUACCUGCUCAGUGUGUGCGUGUGGCCCGUUUCCAGGUUCAAUCCGCUGAGAUUGAUCUCAAUUGGAGUCUCGGUGGUUGUCACUUUUGCACUCAUGUUUCUUCCCUUCAUCUACCAAGGUGGUUUCUCGCAAGUGGUACAAAUCAUCGUUCGUGUUUUUCCAUUUGAUAGGGGAAUUUUUGAAGACAAAGUUGCCAACUUCUGGUGUGCUACUAACGUUGUGAUCAAGUACAAGAACAUCUUCACCCAAUCACAGCUGAAAAACAUCUCUUUGCUACUGACUUUGGCCGGAAUAGCACCUUCUUGUAUCGCCAUAUUUCUCAAACCAACAAAAAGCCUGCUCACCUGGUGCUUGUCGUCCUGUUCGCUUGCAUUCUACCUGUUUUCGUUCCAGGUGCACGAAAAAUCGAUCCUGCUUCCUCUCAUGCCAAUAACGCUCCUGCUUAACGAGGUUGAUUCCGACGUCAUCUCCAUGGUUUGCUGGAUUGCAAACAUCUCGCUGUUUUCCAUGUGGCCGUUGCUGAAAAGAGAUAACCUCGCUCUGCAGUAUUUCGUGCUUGGUAUCCUCAGUAACUGGCUCAUGGGAAAUCUCAGUUGGGUGCGUAUGUUCUUGCGCAAAGCAAAAAUUCCAGUCACCGUCAGAGAGCUCGCAACUCCCGUGCUCCCUCAUAAUUUGUUCUGGAAGCUGGUGAUCAUCGGAUCCUACUCUGCUGCCUCUCUGCUACACUUCCUAGACUAUUACCAGGAGCCACCAGCACACUUGCCCCACAUAUGGAUCAUCGCCAACAUGGUUUUAUCCUUUGGAUGCUUCAGUCUGUUCUGGCUCUGGACAAACUACAAAAUAGUGCAAAAGGCUACUCAAAAACUCAAAGCCAACUAA
This is a messenger RNA of Ogataea philodendri, 1590 nucleotides long. RefSeq lists its product as uncharacterized. Gene Ontology annotation, cellular component: endoplasmic reticulum membrane. Gene Ontology annotation, molecular function: dolichyl pyrophosphate Man9GlcNAc2 alpha-1,3-glucosyltransferase activity. The coding region runs from base 1 to 1590 and encodes 529 amino acids. The record is from RefSeq and is a predicted model, not a curated record. The transcript has a single exon. Gene Ontology annotation, biological process: protein N-linked glycosylation. Lineage: Eukaryota; Fungi; Ascomycota; Pichiomycetes; Pichiales; Pichiaceae.